AUGAGGGUCGACUUAUCUAAUCUUGUCGUGAACCAAACCGGGCAAGUUGAAAUCAACAUUGAUAAUUUAGAAGAUUUUUGGACACUUGCCAAUGUUAUUAGAGUUGGUGAUCGUCUUCGAAGCCAAAUUCGUAGAAAAGUUACAAAAUUAACAUCAACAGGAAACGCUGACAAGACACAGAAACUUGCAAUUGCAACAAUUGAAGUUACGGAAGUUGAUUAUCAACCAGGCGUUGACGAAAUGAAUAUUCGUGGUCGGCUAGUUCACGACCUCUUCGAUGCAAAGGAAGGAUCAUUCCAGCGUGUCCUCCUUGACGCAUCGAGACCGUUCACUCUUAUUAAAGAUUGCUGGGAUCAGUUCACACUUGAUGAACUCAAAGAAGCUUCUGAUCCAACAUUAACAGCCAGCAUUGCUGCUGUUAUCAUGAAAUCUGGCGUCGCCAGCAUUUGCGUCGUUGGAAGAAGUACAUCAGUUGUAUUUUCAACCGUUACAAAGGCUAUUCCUAAAAUCAGAACUCAUGGUGCUAGCGAUAAGCAUUCUACAGCUAAGCAGACAUUCUUCGGCCUUACAGCUGAUGCAUUAGUUAAAGUUCCAAAUAUUUACGACAUGCCAUCCAUUAUUGUAGCAUCUCCUGGUUUCCUUCAGCAUGAAUUCGUCACGUAUCUCAGAAAUAACCAAGUAAAUUACAAGUUCCAAAAUAUUUUCGCUACAAAUAGAAUUAUCGAGGCAACAAUUAGCAAUGGCGAUGCUGGAGAGCUCGACGAAGUCUUACUGAAACCAGAAGUACAGUCUCGUGUCUCCGUUCUUAAGGCUGUAACUGCUGCUAAAGCUUAUGACGAAUUUAUGUCUACAAUGGGCAAUAAUCAGAACAUGGUUUGCCUCGGAGAUGCAGAUGUUAUCAGAUUGGCUAAGGAAGGAGCAGUUAAAACCUUUCUUGUUACAGAUAUUUACAUCAGAACAUUAGAUUUAGCUCCAAGACUCGAAUUCCUUAACUUGAAGACAGACCUUGAGAAUAGCGGAACAGAGGUUGUUGUUUUCUCAUCAAAACAUUCAUCUGGUCUUCAACUUCAAGAACUUGGCGGAAUUGCAGCGAUUCUUAAGUACGCUGUUGAGAAACAGGAGGAAGAAUUCGAUGAUGAUUCUGAUGUCGGAUAA
This is a messenger RNA of Trichomonas vaginalis G3, 1155 nucleotides long. Its product is annotated as nuclear-transcribed mRNA catabolic process, no-go decay. Lineage: Eukaryota; Parabasalia; Trichomonadida; Trichomonadidae. The record is from RefSeq and is a predicted model, not a curated record. Bases 1 to 1155 code for a protein of 384 amino acids. The transcript has a single exon. Gene Ontology annotation, cellular component: cytoplasm. Gene Ontology annotation, biological process: nuclear-transcribed mRNA catabolic process, non-stop decay; nuclear-transcribed mRNA catabolic process, no-go decay; ribosome disassembly.